This is a messenger RNA of Dunckerocampus dactyliophorus (ringed pipefish), 804 nucleotides long. RefSeq names its product gamma-crystallin M2-like. Gene Ontology annotation, molecular function: structural constituent of eye lens. The coding region runs from base 153 to 680 and encodes 175 amino acids. The transcript has 3 exons. The record is from RefSeq and is a predicted model, not a curated record. NCBI's taxonomy places the organism in Eukaryota, Metazoa, Chordata, Actinopteri, Syngnathiformes, Syngnathidae. Gene Ontology annotation, biological process: visual perception; lens development in camera-type eye.
UCACAAUCAAAGCUGACCACUUGGCUGAUAUGCAAAUGGGCUAAUUUAGAUGAUAACAGCUUUCCCUUGUCUGCACAUUCUGCAUUUCAAUAUAAACCACAACAGAGGCGCUGCAGGCUCUGGGGGGAAUUAGCCAAGCGAUAUCACGAAAAAUGAGCAAGAUUGUGUUCUUCGAAGAUGCAAACUACCAAGGGAGAUCUUACGAGUGCGACGCAGACAGCCUGGACCUGAGCUCCCACCUGAGGCGAUGCAACUCCAUCAAAGUGGAGAGAGGAUGCUGGGUGCUCUUCCAGCAUCCCAACUACGAGGGCUACCAGUACGUUCUGAGCCCCGGCGAAUACCCCGACCACCAUAAGUGGAUGGGAUUCAAUGACAGCGUCAAGUCAUGUCGCUCAGUGAAAAACGUGUACGGAAAGUCCUGGAAGAUCCGCUUCUACGAUGAGCAGGAUUUCGCCGGCCAGGCUGCCGAGUGCGGGGUGGACUGUCCGUCGAUCUACGAGGCGCUCCAGUUCGGCGAGGUCCGCUCCUGUGUGGUGAUGGACGGCGCGUGGGUGCUGUACGAACGACCCAACUACCACGGCCACCAGUACUUCCUGGAGCGUGGCGAGUACCCCAGCUAUACCGACUGGGGCGCUGCCUCCCCAGCCGUGGGGUCCUUGCGCAUGAUCACUGACUUCUAGAGCAACAGUGACGAGUCCAAAGUCCUCAUGGCAGCAGUUCUAGUUCUGUAAUGAAUUGAGUUUUUUGGAUCAAAUGAUUGUACAGGUAUUUGCCCCGAAUAAACACUGCUGGAUGACGCAAAAA